GAUUCAGAUCAUUCAAUUCAUUCGUUACAAACAAAAAUAUAUAAUUUUCUUAUUAAAAAAACAAAAAGAUAAAAGAAUAAUGGCAAGAGUUCAUCUAUUGUUAUGCUUCACCCUUCUAUUUGCAUCUGUAACCCUUUUUGACGCGGCUUCAGCUUUUGUGAAGCUAAAGCCAUCUUUGCCUCAGAUUGAAGAUCCGAAGACGGUGGAUGAUGUGGAAGGCUACACUGUUCAAGUAGUGAUGGUAUUUGUGGGGGACCUCGAGAAAGAAUGUCCUAAAACAAGCAAAUUCAAAAUGUUCUUCGACAAACUCAGAGGAUUUGCCAAGUAUGUUUGCCCACUAAAAAUAUUUGGCAAAAAGGACGAUGCUGACAUGAAGGCCAAAGAAGCAGGCAUCCUCAAAACAAUUGCCUCUUUUGCUAUUGGAAGGAUAAAGAGGGAAAUUCAAGAGGAAAAACAGGAAGCUAUCGAAACCUUUAAGUUUAUGAAAUCCUUGGCUGGUAGAAUUUUGGGUGGCCGCAAGAAAGAAGAGAAAGCAACCACGACACUAACACCUGAACAGCUGAAAGAAAUCAAAGAUGGGAUCUUGAAGUGGCAGACUGUAAUUGUUAAGAUCACAAACACUAUGGUAGUUAGCACAACAAACAGUGAAGGCUCUGCUGGUUCAAAUCCUGGAGUUGGAAUUCCCUCUACGGAUACAGACAAUCAAUCUCAAGGUACUCCCUCUGCGGAUACAAACAACGAAUCUCAAGGUACCACUGGAGGCUCUUCGAGUCCUAACUCCGGAAGCGCUACUGGAAGUCCAUCAAACAAGCCGUCAGCUGGUUCAAAUCCUGGAGCUGGAACUCCCUCAACGGAUACAAACAAUCAAUCUCAAGGUACUCCCUCUGCGGAUACAAACAACGAAUCUCAAGGUACCACUGGAAGCUCUUCGAGUCCUAACUCCGGAAGCGCUACUGGAAGUCCAUCAAACAAGCCGUCAGCUGGUUCAAAUCCAGGAGCUGGAACUCCCUCAACGGAUACAAACAAUCAAUCUCAAGGUACCACGAACACUGCUUCAAGUGGAAGUGCAACUACUAGCCAGACCACGGAGGUGACAGUGACAGAAGUCGAGACUCAGACUUCCGAACAAGUUAUGACAUUCCUAAUGAACCUAGAGAAGAAGUGUCCACCAAAGGAGGAAUACAAGCAAUUUUUCGAGAAACUAAAGAGUACCAUGACAGGUUCCGCAAAGGUUUCUUCUCCUAAGAAAAAAGGAGGCUUGUUCGGUAUGAUCAAAGGUGCUGUUGGGAAAAUAGGUGAUGCCAUGCAAUUUAUUCGUUCAAGAAUUGGAAACAAAUCAGCAGAAGUAAAGAAGUCAAUGGAAACUUACCAAGCAGAAGUGAUAAAGAAUAUGGAAGAGCUAAAUGCAAUCUACGCUAAAAUUGUAAGCCAAAAUCAAAGCAAGAAAGGAGGAGCAAUGACAUGCACACCAGAACAACAAGCAGAGAUUAAGACGACAAUCACCAAGUGGGAACAAGUCACAACCCAGUUCGUUGAGGUUGCUAUUAAGAGUGAAACUUCGACAACUACUUCUACUUCAACAUCAGCCUCCACGGGAACAGCGCAGGCAAAUUGAACUGAAGCUAAGGUGUAACUUCACCAAGUUGGCAAACUAGUAACCAAUAGCUAAUAAUUUAGAGAUUUUUAUUUUUGAUUGCAAAUAAAACAAAUAUCGGUGUAGGCUAGCAAUAUAUCUAUUGACCGACCUAUGCAAAAUAAUAACUAUGUAUAAGUACAUAUAGAUUGUAAGCAUUCUAUAUGCUAACAUCCAAAAGUGAUGAUUAAUGAAAGAAAUUUUUGUGGUAA
Brassica napus (rape) is the source of this 1845-nucleotide messenger RNA. Its product is annotated as cell wall protein DAN4-like. Bases 80 to 1615 code for a protein of 511 amino acids. The transcript is spliced from 3 exons. NCBI's taxonomy places the organism in Eukaryota, Viridiplantae, Streptophyta, Magnoliopsida, Brassicales, Brassicaceae. The record is from RefSeq and is a predicted model, not a curated record.